CAAUUCACGAUAAGUAAAUCACGGGGACUGAUGCGAAUAACCUCUCGGCAAAUUCCGUGCUAAACUCCGACACAUCAUCUCAACUACACGACCAGCGUCAACGACGUCGACGGACACCCUCAAAUAAUUCCCCAUGACUGACUCGACUUUCAAACGUUUCGUAGAGGUUGGACGAGUGGUCCUUCUCAAGUCUGGCCCAUCUGCAGGCAAGAUCGCUGUCAUUGCUGAGAUCAUAGACCAUAACCGGGCAAUCAUUGACGGCCCAACCACCGGCGUACCGCGCCAAUCCUUCCCCUACCGCCACCUCACCCUCACCCCUAUUGCUCUAACAAAACUUCCUCGCGGCGCAGGGUCUGGUGUUAUCCGGAAGCAAGUGGAAAAGGAGGGAAUCGUUGCUAAGUGGGAAUCCUCAACAUGGGCCAAGAAGCGUGCUGCCAUGGAGAAGAGACGAUCACUGAACGACUUUGAGCGGUUCAGCGUGAUGGUCGUAAAGAAGCAGCGGAGAGACGUCGUCAGGAAGACCCUGGCCAAGGCUGCAUAGAGGAUGUAUGCAUACAAAAUAUUGGACAUCUUGGUAGGAUGUCGCGUCGCUGCAUGAUCCACAUUUCUCUUACAUCUGUUAUGCCUACCAUGAUAUAUGCAUGCGCUAUUCCCGCAUUAUAUU
This is a messenger RNA of Suillus plorans, 664 nucleotides long. RefSeq names its product ribosomal protein L14-domain-containing protein. The coding region runs from base 134 to 541 and encodes 135 amino acids. NCBI's taxonomy places the organism in Eukaryota, Fungi, Basidiomycota, Agaricomycetes, Boletales, Suillaceae. The transcript has 4 exons. Gene Ontology annotation, molecular function: RNA binding; structural constituent of ribosome. The record is from RefSeq and is a predicted model, not a curated record. Gene Ontology annotation, biological process: ribosomal large subunit biogenesis; translation. Gene Ontology annotation, cellular component: cytosolic large ribosomal subunit; ribosome.